This is a messenger RNA of Tetrahymena thermophila SB210, 2106 nucleotides long. Its product is annotated as transmembrane protein, putative. The transcript has 2 exons. The record is from RefSeq and is a predicted model, not a curated record. NCBI's taxonomy places the organism in Eukaryota, Ciliophora, Oligohymenophorea, Hymenostomatida, Tetrahymenidae.
AUGAACAAUAAUUAAUUUUUUAGCUAAAUAUAAUUGGAAGAAAAAAACAUUAUUUCAAAUAAUCAGUUUGAUUAAAUAAAUUCACCUAAGAACGAUAAUAUUCAAGCCUAAUAAAACCAAACUCACAACGCUUCAAUUUAAUUGGAUUUCUCUAUUGGUUUUGUAUCACCAUCAAACAAGCUAUUGAGAUAAUUAGAUGCAAAUAAUGUUAAUUAGGAAAUUCUCUAAAGGAAUGUUGAAAAGAAAGAGUAAGAUGAAAAAAAUGAUAAUAAAAAAAAAGAUUAAUCAAAAAGCCACAUUUUACAAAAUAACAAAAGUCCAAGAUCUUAAAUGAUCAAUUCUCAAAAACCUAUUUCAUCUAGAAACUCGAUAGACUCCUAGAAUUUGAAUAAUGAUUAAAAAUUUAUUUAAAUGCUACUAAAAAGAGACGAAAAGAUUCAAGAUAAAUGGUAUUACUGUUUAUUUGUCUUUCUCAGAUUCAUGCUAGUCCAGUUACUUAAUCCUAUUUUAAUUAUAUAUAUUUUUCUCUCAAAAUAAAGAUCUAAAUUAAAUAUCAAUAGGACAAAACAAUCAUUCUAUCUUUUGUUUAUAUUAAAAUUUUACUUUAUUGUCUCUUCUAUCUUUCUUUGGAUGGCUUUGGUAAAUUACAUUUAUAUAAAAUGCUCCCUUAAUAUGAACAAUAGUGACUACAAAAUAUUAGACAGUGAAUAUAAUAAAGUUUUAAUGUACUACACUGUAGCUGGUAUAGGCUUCAGUAUCUUAAAUACAACUCUCUUCAAAAAUAGUUCUUUCUUUUUUAGAAUUUACAAAUCUCUCUAAUCAUAAACUUCUACUAAUAUUCCAAAAUGUAUGAAAGAUCUUUUUAUUUCUGAGUCUGAAUUUGUCUUUUAAUUCUUUAUACAUCCUUAAGAAGAUGAAGCAAAAAUUAAGGAAAGAGAUAGAGUUAAAAAAGUAUUCAACACUGAUAAAAGCUCGCCAUUUUUUUAAAUAACCAGAUACCAAUAAUUCUAUUCUGGCUUAGAUUUUUGUUAGAAAAUUGUUCGUUAUUCUGAAAAAUUGAAUGUAGAAAAUAAAUAGUAAAGUUUAAGAUAAUUUAUUAUUAGUUUAAUAGCCUAUUUAAAAGCUUUUAUUCCAGGAAUAUAUAGAUAAAUCACAGAAGGGCAUUUUGAAAUUUAUAAUACUUAUUUUACUGUAAUACCAUAUUUAUGUAUUGGCAAUAUUGUAGGUUACUUUGCUAGAAGUGUUAAUUCCCUGUAGGAUCUUAAUUUUAUAUAUGAUUAUAACAGAGCUUUGUGUGCUUUAAUAUCUUAUGAGCCUUAUCUUAAAUUGAAAUCAAAGUAUAAAAUAAACACACCUUGCAUCAAUCCAGUGGAUGCUAGAAGUAUAAAAACCUGGAGCUAAAUGAGAAGGUUAAUGAAUGAACUGAAAAAAAAAGAAACUAUCCCAAUAGAUUAAUGCACUCUUUUUUUAUUUGCUUAUUUAAUUAUAGUUUUUCUAUCAGUUUUCUUAGACAAAUUUUAUCACCUUGCCUUUUUUUUUUCUAUUAGCUCUGAUAAAUACUUAGUUUUAUAUUAUACAGUUGAUGUAAUUCUCAUAUUUGUUUUAUUCUGCUCGAGAGUCUAUAAACAAACAUAAAUAAAUGAACUUUAUAAAGAAUAAUACAAACUCUUACAAAAUAUGAAAAACAUCUUGAUGAAAUUUUUCACUUUUAGAGAAUAUUUUUGUGAGAGAGAUGACAUUACUUUAUUAGAUAAAGAUAUUUAAUGGUAGUUCUACAAAGAAAUGAAUAUGAAUUAUUUAUAAACUCUAUAAGUUAGAAAAGUAUUUAAUAAAAAUAAAGACACAUAAAACAAUAAAAAUGUAGAUAUUGCUGAUCAAUUUGAUUCAUCUCCUAUUUCAUAAUAAGAUUAAUAAUAUGAUUUUGAGUACUAGCAAAAAUUUUUCAAUUUAAUUGAAUUUAUUUAAGAUGAAAUAAGCAUGGAUAUCCUACAAACUCCAAUGAAAUUUAUGGGGUUAGUUCCUAGCUCAUAUGGUCUAUUAUCAGCCUUCUUUUCGAUUGCUGCCAUAAUUUUGUAUUUAGCAUUUUAUUUAUUUUUCUAUAAGUGA